CGCUGCGCGGCCACUUCAAUUUCCCCGCUCUCCAACAGAUCCUCGCUGGCCGCGAGUGUACGGAAGUCGCCUUCCCCCAUUUGAAGACCCGUGUCGAAGAGGAACAGCCUACUACGGUGAAUGUUUUGAUUUUGGUGGCCCCCGACCAUUACGCGUUUGCAGUGAGGAAAGCAAAAAAAAGAGGCAAACUGAAGAUCACGAGCGAAGGAGAUAGUGAAAGUGCGUUCAGUAACAAUCGCGUUCAGCGAGGGUGAAAUGGCGGAAGCACCGGGUAAUCGGGCAAGAAACGUCCGGAACGAAAAGCGGAACCCGGAAAGCAUAGAAUCGAACAGUAGCAGUAGCAGCGGAUCGAGUAGCAGCGAUGAGUACGAUGGCGGUGGCCAGUACGCCGAAAACAGUCCGUGGGUGUUUCUACCGGAGCCACUGUUUAUCAAAAUCUUCUUUCACCUGCACCCGCGCGAUAUGCUGAACGCGGCCCAGUGCUGCCGACGGUGGUACAGGCUGUCGAAGGAUGACUACAUCUGGCGCAAGUACUUCCGCCGGGAGUUUAACGUGGAUGCGUCCAUUCCACUCAAGCGAGGGGCCGAGAGCUGGCGUUCCGAGUAUCGCCGACUGACCAACAACGUGCCGCUGGUGAUGACGGACGUGCUCACCAAACAUUCGCACCAAGUGCUGCACGUGAGCUUUUCGCAUAAUGGCAAAAUCUUUGCCACCUGCUCCAAGGACGGUUUCGUGAUCGUUUGGAAUGCCAGCUAUCCGUCUACCAUACGAGACUCGUACGACAUGAAGAAGCUAAAUUGGAAGUACACACAGUACUCACAGUUCAACCAGAGCGACACGCUGCUCCUGGUGUCGGGCGUCCACUUUGGCUCGCCGCACAGCACUUCCGGCGAGAUUGCCGUGUUUACGAUGCAGAAUGGAUUCCGGUUGAAGUGUCGCGUAACGAACCGACCGUACGACAUCUUUGGCACCUGGUUCAGCGAUCAGCAUCUGCUGUCGGGUGACCUCAGCUGGUUGGCGCACCUGGUGAGCCAAUCGAUGCUGUGGUUGAACAAGGCCAGCCAGGAAGUCGAUUCGGAGCACACGCCGGUGCGGAAGCAGAUUUACAAGUUUUACAAUCGAAACGCUAGCUCGAUCCGCGCCAUCAUGGUCGCCAACUGUCCGUGGCUGGCGGAGGACGAUACCGUCGGCAAGGGAGGGAAGGCUGAAGACGGGGACGAAGCGGCCAAUCAAUCGAGAGCGACCGACGAUGGAGCAAGUGGAAGCGGUGGGCGUCGGGCAGGCAAUCCACUGUCCCAUUACCAGAUGAACCACGAUCCCGAUUCGGAGGACGACGACGACGAUCCGGAUGAAGAACCAGACGCCGGUGCGAACGUUAAUGGGAACCAGGAACGGGAAGGUGAUGAGGGGCAGACAGGGGUGGCGAUGCAACCGCCGGUGGCUGAGCCGGCGGAUUACGCCAGCCCGAUCCAGUACCUGGAGGAGUUUAGGCAGGAGUACGAAGAGUCGUACUACGAUUCGUCGGACGAUUGCCUUGAUGACGACGACGAUGAUGACGAAGCACGUGGUUGCGUUGCUGACGAUCCGACGGAACUGUCCGACGGAAGCGAGGACGACAUUGCGCAGCUUAGCACACCGAAGUAUCUGAUAUUUUCGACCGGCUCGAAAACCUACACUCCGCAUCAGAUCGGCUUCAAGCGCAUAACGGGGGUAUCUUUUCCGCGCCGCGUCGAAUACGGGAGCACGCUCCGGGAGCGCGUCGCAAUCCGCGAGCGACAGCGCGAACUGCAGGUAAUUAUGGCCGAGAUGUCACCGGAAGAAAUCCGCCUGCAGUAUCUGUUACAGAACGAAUCGCCCCCGGUCGAACCGAACUGGGCAAACUACGAGGCAGUGGCGGACCGGUUCGAUCGCGUCGACAAGUUAAUCGAUCUGCACGGCCACAUUAUCGGCAUGGGCCUGAGCCCCGACCAUCGCUACCUGUACGUGAACAGUCGGCCGUGGCCGAAAAACUGCGUCAUCCGCAACCCGCUGGAGCCGCCCGCGAUCGCGCAGGAGAUCGACAUUCACGUGAUAGACCUGAUGACGCUGAAGAAGGUUGGCAAAAUGUUGCGCGCCCACAAAGCGUACACCCCGAACACGGAGUGUUUCUUCAUCUUUCUGGACGUCUGUGAUAAUUACGUCGCGAGUGGUGCCGAAGAUAUGCACGCUUACUUGUGGGAGCGAUACUAUGGUGUGUGUCUGGCCAAGUACCAGCACGAGGACGUAGUGAACAGUGUGGCCUUCAAUCCGCGUGAUAACGAGAUGCUCGUGACCACCAGUGACGAUUACGAAAUUAAGGUUUGGCGAUCGGCAGCAAAAGCGAAAAAGCUUGGCAUCGUUCCGGUUGGGAAGGCGGUCGAGUUUAGAAAGCUGAACCGCAACCAUCGCCCUCCAGCGCAGCCCCAUUAUCGUAGACGACGAUCGUUUGUGUAGAUAAUGGUGCGGAGAAGAUGUGAUCUUCGCCCCUCUUUCUCAAAUGUAGUGUAUCCAUCGAUAGUCUAGUCGGAGCAUACGUAAGGAUCAAAAGCAAUCUUAUUGGCACAAAUGGGUGGGCCACGUGAUAGGUUAAUAUGUGUACGAGUGUGCCGUUGUUAUUCCCAACAAAAUAUGCUGCAAAAUUAAAGCCCGUUUUAACCGUGUUUAUAGGUUCGUUAGUUUUGUCUUCGACCCUCGUUUGAUUAGCAUUACUGUAAUAUUAUGUAUGCUUUCGUUCGUUUUCGUAUACAUAUAACCACUAUUGGGUGCAUAGUUCAACACAUUUGUGGGAAGCGGAUAGGCAAAAAUUCUAGAAGUAGAUCUAUUCGAGGAUGUACAGUGUAUG
This is a messenger RNA of Anopheles cruzii, 2860 nucleotides long. It is a transcript of the gene Fbw5, whose product is annotated as F-box/WD repeat-containing protein 5. The coding region runs from base 256 to 2472 and encodes 738 amino acids. Gene Ontology annotation, molecular function: protein binding. The record is from RefSeq and is a predicted model, not a curated record. The transcript has 7 exons. Gene Ontology annotation, biological process: protein ubiquitination. NCBI's taxonomy places the organism in Eukaryota, Metazoa, Arthropoda, Insecta, Diptera, Culicidae. Gene Ontology annotation, cellular component: Cul4-RING E3 ubiquitin ligase complex; SCF ubiquitin ligase complex.